GAAGAGAAAUUUCAGUGAAGACAUACACACUCAUACAUAUACAAAGCACUGUAAUGAUGCUUAAAUGGUUUAGAAGGCGCUUUUGGAAAUCUCAGUUCGCGUAAAAAUUGUGAAAAGAGCAGACAAACGCGGAUUGGCGCGCUUAAUGCGGGAUGCGCUUAGCGAAACUUUCAAAAAUAAAAAAGGUAUAAUAAAUAUGUAAUCCAAUUCUACAAUCACAACAAACACAAAACGUAAAUUUCUUUAAAAACGGGAACCACUCGUGGAAAACCUACACGCAAUCGCCUGGCGCACAAUUACGGAUUCAGUGACAUAAAUUCUUCGUAGUGCAAACGGUAAUUCUGGCCUACCAAAAUGACCGACAUAGAUGAUAUUAUCGCGAAGUUGCAGCGCUUCACUUGGCCUGAUUAUGGCGUUUUCAUAGCUAUGUUUGUGAUCUGCAUAAUGAUUGGCAUCUACUUUGGAUUCAUGCAUCGCAGCCUCUCGGAGUCCGACUAUUUAAUGGGUGGACGUAAUAUGCUUAUACUACCCAUUGCCCUUUCGCUGGUGGCGAGUUUUAUUUCUGGCAUCACUUUAUUGGGAUUGCCGACGGAAGUCUACUCCUAUGGCAUACAGUAUUUAUAUGUCUCACUGGGAGUAAUGGCUAUGGGAGUGGUUAUGGGAGUAUUUUAUCUACCCGUAUUUCACGAGUUGAACAUCACAUCGACGUAUGAGUAUCUAGAAAGCCGUUUCGAUCGUCGUCUACGCAUGUAUGGGUCCGUGAUGUUCGCUGUUAUGAAUGUCGCAUAUCUACCUAUCGUAAUUUAUGUGCCCGCAUUGGCCUUCAAUCAAGUGACCGGAGUUUCCGUGCAUACCAUCACACCGAUUGUCUGCAUAGUUUGCAUCUUCUACACCAGUUUGGGUGGCAUCAGAGCCGUCGUGUGGACGGAUGUGGUACAGACAGUAUCAAUGGUGGGCGCUCUAAUACUGGUAGCCAUCAAGGGUACCCAUGACAUAGGUGGAGCGGGUGUGGUACUACAGAACGCUUGGGACACAGAUCGCAUUGAAGGACCCGACUUGAGUAUAAAUCCAACAGUGCGGCAUACGCUAUGGUCCCAGUUGAUCGGCGGCGUAUUCUACUGGACCCAGACCAAUGCAGUUUCCCAGAAUAUGAUUCAGCGUUAUCUCGCAUUGCCCACCUUGCGCGCCGCGCGCACAGCUUUAUUAAUCUUUUGCCUUGGUGUAUUGGUUAUGAUGGCGCUUUGUGGCUACAAUGGUUUGCUAAUUUAUGCCACAUACAAAAACUGCGAUCCGCUCAUCACAAAGCUGGCGAAAGCACGCGAUCAACUGCUGCCACUCUUCGUAAUGGACACAUUAGGUGAUUAUCCUGGGCUCACUGGCCUCUUCAUCGCGGGAGUUUUUAGCGCCGCCUUGAGUUCGCUUUCCACUUGCUUGAAUUCGAUGUCGGCCGUGGUGCUGGAAGACUUUGUGAAGCCUUUUGUGAAACGUCCGCUGACUGAGUCGGCCAUCAAUUGGAUCAUGAAAUCGGUUGUGGUGGGAAUGGGUGCAAUGUGCGUUUGUCUGGUCUAUGUAGUUGAGCACAUGGGAACUGUGUUGCAGUUGACCAUGAGUCUAGAGGCUAUUACCAAUGGGCCACUAUUUGGCAUAUUCAGUAUUGGCAUUUUCAUGCCUUGGAUAAGUGGCAAUAGCGCUUUGACUGGUGGCAUUGUGGGCGUUAUUGCCAUGUCAUGGAUUAGCUUGAAGGCGCAAUGGGCUAUAGCCUCCGGUGCUAUUAAGUAUCAGACAAAGCAGAUCACUGUUGACCAGUGCGAAUACCAAUUCGAUAGAACAGGCUUGCAACUGAGUAGCGCCAAUUUGACGGAGCUGAAUGCGGCAGCAGAGGAAAUAUUUCCAUUAUAUCGCAUAUCUUAUAUGUGGUUUACUUGCCUGGGUGCUUUGAUCACAAUUUUCAUUGCUAUUCUGUAUUCGAGCAUAGCGGGUGGCCACGAUCCGAAGAAAGUGGACGCGACGCUUCUGACUCCCUGCAUAAGAAAAUAUGUACAAACCGAUGAGGAUUACAUGCAUGCAAGCCACCCUUUUAAGAACAACAUUCCAUUAAAGGCGAGACUACGUGUCGAUGAGGUUGCUCUGUGAGGGCAUUCAAGUUUUUGGCAUAGCUAUUAGAAGGCAAUGUCUGAUAAACAACCGAAUAGUAUUUAGUUUUAUACAAAAUGUUUCUUAUUCAUUAGCAUACAAAACCGAAUUUAUGAUUUAAAAUAAAAAGUCAACUAUUUUAAGUAAAAAAGGCCAACCAAAAAAUUUUGUAUGACUAAUGAAAGCUGAUUGUUAUAAAAUUUAAUACAUUUUUUGCAGUAAAUGUGGAUAGAGGCAAUCGAAGAGUCAAGCGGCUUGAUUACGAUGAAAUAACAUAAUUAUAAAACUGAUUUGAAGGAUAUUUUUCUCAACUAGCCUCUAACAUAACAGCUCACUCACAUUUUGUUCACUAUGGCAUGCCCCCUUAAGGGGUUACAUACGCCCAGAAUUAAAAAAAAAUUAUUUUGCUUUACAGAUUAUUAUUCUUUAUAGUUUUAGGCGUAUUUCUGUGGAAGUCGAUUGCAAAAAUUCCCCAUAGAUACAAAGUUAUGGUAACUGCCCAACGAGAGUUUGAUGCGCACAGGUAGCUGUCUUUCGUGUGAGGCAGUCACCUUGAGCGAAAUGCACUUGAAAGUUUAAAUUCAUUUUUCACGAAACUACUUUUUCGGGCACGGCCUGCAUGAUAACUCAUAUAGUUUUGAUUAUUUUUUUAUCCGUUUUCUCUCUAUAGAUUGGAUUUUGAUAUUUUUAUUAAAAAAUGUUUAGUUAUUAAAGUGUGUCAUUUGUGACGUAAAACGCAUACUUUUUUUAAAAUGCUGUAAAUUGCAAAAUUUUUCGAAAAUCAAAAAUCGGGCUUGACAGACUAUAACUACAACUUUAUUUACAAGAUUCUUCUAACUUUUUACAGAUCCAUCAAAAUUUCAAGGAGAAAUAAUGCAGGCUGUGGAUCAACUUUUUUUUUAUUGCAUUUUGGCUUACGUG
Messenger RNA from Anastrepha ludens (Mexican fruit fly), 3054 nucleotides. RefSeq names its product sodium-coupled monocarboxylate transporter 1 (gene bumpel). The record is from RefSeq and is a predicted model, not a curated record. Gene Ontology annotation, cellular component: membrane. NCBI's taxonomy places the organism in Eukaryota, Metazoa, Arthropoda, Insecta, Diptera, Tephritidae. The transcript is spliced from 9 exons. Gene Ontology annotation, biological process: sodium ion transport; transmembrane transport. Bases 355 to 2133 code for a protein of 592 amino acids. Gene Ontology annotation, molecular function: symporter activity.